AUGGCAGGGAGGCUGUUGGAAGGAGAUUCUCUGGAGCUGAGCUGUAGUGCUGGUCCUGCAAAGGUGAUACUGGAGCCAAACCAAGUCGUGGUUUUGGACUGUAACCUGGCCCCUGUUGAGCAGGUGAUCAAUAUCACGUGGAAGAAGAAUGGAUUUCCAUUAGUGGAGCAGGAACAUCUCCACGUGCUUCCAAAUGGAUCGCUCUUCAUCUCAUCCCAGGCUGUGGCAAAGGACAGCAAAUAUCCUGAGAAGGCUGGCGCUGAGGGUAAUUACUCCUGCGUGUCUCACAGCUCCCUAGGGGCUGUCACCAGUCAAACGGCUGCAGUCAGAUUUUCAACCUUAUCACGCUUUUUCCAACAGCCGGAGUCGCAGACAGUGGAAGAAAAUGGUAUGGCCCGGUUUGAGUGUCGGAUUGAAGGACUGCCCUCCCCUGUCAUCACGUGGGAGAAGGACCAUGAAGCUGUUCCAGCAGAACCCAGGUUUAUAACUCUUCCAAAUGGUGUCCUCCAAAUCGUGGAUGUGCGGGAGAGUGAUGCUGGGGCUUACCACUGCGUGGCAACCAAUGCUGCCCGAAAACGCUACAGCAAUGAUGCAGUCCUCAGUGUCCUAAAAGGUUCCCAGCCAGCAGGAGGAGAUGUCACCAUCGUCGCAGCUCCAGAGAAUACCACAGUGGUGGCUGGGGAGAGCGUGGUGAUGGAGUGCAUGGCAGCUGCCGAUCCCACCCCCUUCGUCUCCUGGAUACGACAGGAUGGAAAGCCUGUUUCCACAGAUGUGAUAGUGCUGGGCCGGACAAAUCUCCUCAUUCCUUCCAGCCAGCCCCAUCACUCAGGGGUGUACGUCUGCCGUGCUAACAAACCGCAGACCAGGCAGUUCGUUACAGCCGCAGCUGAGCUCCGGGUUCUUGCUACACCCAGCAUCUCCCAGGCUCCAGAAACCAUCUCUCGCACCCGAGCCAGCACGGCUCGGUUUGUCUGCAAGGCGGAGGGUGAGCCAGCCCCAACCAUUCACUGGCUGAAGAACGGCGAGGCCAUCCUCUCCAAUGGGCGGGUGAAGGUGCAGAGCAGCGGGAGCCUUGUGAUCAAUCAGAUCGGGUUGGAGGAUGCUGGCUACUACCAGUGCGUGGCUGAGAACAGCUUGGGCAUGGCUUGUGCCACUGCCAAGCUCUCGGUGAUUGUGCGGGAGGGUUUGCCCAGCGCUCCCAAGAAGGUGUCAGCCGUGUCCCUCUCCAGCACCACAGUCCUUGUGUCGUGGGAGCGGCCAGAGUACAACAGCGAGCAGAUCAUUGGCUUCUCCUUACAUUACCAGCGGGCUGCGGGAACAGAUAACGUGGAAUACCAGUUUGCUGUCAAUAAUGAUACCACUGAGCUGCAAGUCAAGGACCUAGAGCCCAAUACCAACUAUGUCUUCUACGUGGUCGCAUAUUCUCAGCUUGGAGCCAGCCGGACAUCCUCUUCCAUUAUUGUUCAGACCCUGGAGGAUGUUCCUAGUGCUGCCCCUCAGCUGUCCCUGUCGAGCAUGACUCCUGGUGACAUCCGUGUGACAUGGCUGCCUCCUCCUCCAGAGCUGAGUAACGGCAAGAUAACGAAGUACAAGAUCGACUACUGCACCCUCAAGGGAGCAGAUCAGGUUACCUCCAUUGAAGUGGGUGGAAAUGAGACACAAAUCACUCUCUACUCGCUCCAUCCCAACAAAGUAUACAAAGUUCGCAUCGCAGCCAGCACCAGCGUGGGCUAUGGAGCCCCUUCUGAGUGGACCCAGCAUCGGACUCCUGACAGAGACAACCAGACACGUGUUCCAUUUGCCCCAACCGAAUUAAAAGUCCGAGCAAAGAUGGAGUCUCUCCUGAUAACAUGGCAGCCCCCAGCCAACCAUGCCCAGAUAUCUGGCUACAAACUCUACUACCGAGAAGUGGGCCCAGAGGAGUCCAGCGAUGAAAGUCCUUUGGAUGGUGCUGAAGAUGAGAGCUGGGAUGUAGGACCCAUAAAACUAAAGAAGAAAGUGAAGCAGUACGAGCUGACUCGACUAGCUCCUGGGAAACUCUAUGAGGUGAAGCUGGUGGCAUUCAAUAAGCACGAAGAUGGUUAUGCAGCGGUUUGGAAGGGCAAAACAGAAAAGGCACCUGCAACAGCAGUAGAUCCCCCUGUGCAGAAGGGUCCUCCGCUGCCUCCAGUCCAAGUCUAUGCUGAGUCCAACAGCUCAACUUCCAUAUGGCUCAGGUGGAAGAAACCUGACUUCACCACAGUCAAGAUUGUCAACUACACUGUGCGCUUCAGCCCUUGGGGCCUGAAAAAUGCCUCUCUCGUUACAUACUACACAAGGUAAGGCAGGAUGCUGUGGGUUCAUCUGCCAUGUAUUGCUCGUGUCAGGAAUAAACACAGGGCAGGAGGAACCUUUAUGGAAGUUCCAACAUUCUCAUUAGUAAAAAGGUUCACCCUUCCUGACCGUCCCUCAACUCCUCCAUCUGACCUGCGGCUGCACCCGCUCAACCCCUACGCUGUUCAGGUGCACUGGUGCCCCCCUGCUGAGCCCAACGGCAUCAUUGUGGAGUACCUUAUCCUGUACAACGCCAACAACACACAGCCUGAUGACAUGUGGACCUUGCUGACGCGAGAAGGAAAUAUCUUCAGCACUGAAGUGCAUGGCCUGGAAAGUGAUACCAGAUACUUCUUCAAGAUGGGAGCAAAGACAGUCGUGGGGUCUGGUCCCUAUUCAAACGUUAAGGACGUGCACACCCUCCGGGAGAAGUUGUCUGAUGUUCUGGAUAUCCACUCUGUCACAGGAAUCAUUGUGGGAGUCUGCCUGGGGCUGCUCUGCAUACUCUUCUGCAUGUGUGCCAGCUUCCGCAACAGCAAGCAGAGGGAGGCUCUGCCCGGCCUGGAUUCCCAGGCAGCUGGCAACCACACUUACUACCACCGGAGCAGGCAAGGGGUGGCAGCUCCCAGUGCCACCUCAGAUUCUCAUGAGCUAGAGUCCCUCAUGUCCCCGCUCCCAGAGGAUGCACCUGUGCCCCUGGGGGACAUCACAGAACUGACGGAAGUGCACAGCCUCAUCCACACAAGCCUGCCUGAGGACAUCAUUCAUGGGAAGAGGAAGUCUUCAUGGAAUAAAUCAGCUAACCAGCCCUGGACAAACAGCAUAGCCAGAUACGGGGACACUAUCACAAAAGAGCCCCUCUCUGCUGUGAACGGAUCACUGAAGCUCCCUUCCAGCGCAGGACAGAAGCUUUUGUUACAAGCUCUGGUUUAUGAUGCCGUGAUGAAUGAAGCAAAGAAAAGCCAUCCGCCAGCCGGCCUCCACCAAGUGGAAGCAGAAGUCAUCGUCCAUUCGGAUUUUUCAGCCUCAGACAGAGACUACGACUCCCAGCUGCACACUCUGGAGAGUGAAGAGACAGAAACCGAGGACCAGGAGCCUGAAGAGCUCCCCUCCGGAGAGCUGGCUCUUCCCGGCUCUCCCGGCACCCAGCAGGAUGCUAGCCAAGCGUUGGUGGACUGCACGGGCAAUUCGGAGGUUCGGGCCCAGGACGAGCUGUUAUCUACUGACAGAAAGACUAACAAAACAGAGGCUGUUUGCAUCCCUGGGCUCACCAAUGGCUUCCACAGGCACGGGGAAAGUCUGGAUUCAGUGGAGAGCGGAGAUUCGGACUGCAUCCAGGAAGGCAGCGGGGAUGUGCAGCCAGUCAAGUGCCAGUCGCUUUCCCUGACCCCGGAGGAGGCCCCCCUCUGUAGUAACUCUGGUUUAACCAGUUCAUCCUCAGCAUCUGAGAACAUGGCAUGUGUCCACAAUCGUUAA
This is a messenger RNA of Charadrius vociferus (killdeer), 3789 nucleotides long. It is a transcript of the gene IGDCC4, whose product is annotated as immunoglobulin superfamily, DCC subclass, member 4. Gene Ontology annotation, cellular component: axon; plasma membrane. Gene Ontology annotation, biological process: axon guidance; cell-cell adhesion. NCBI's taxonomy places the organism in Eukaryota, Metazoa, Chordata, Aves, Charadriiformes, Charadriidae. The transcript is spliced from 20 exons. The record is from RefSeq and is a predicted model, not a curated record. Gene Ontology annotation, molecular function: protein binding.